ACUUCAUUCUCCGACGCCCAUUCCUCUGUUUUCUCUUCCAUCUACACGUCGCGUCUCUGAUCACUGUUUGCACAUCGUCGCUACAUACCAAAUCAUCUUUGAAAGCACUCUGCGCGUCAACCUCCUCACUACCUUGCUUCUGCGACGCCAAAAGCUCUUUCGCGAAGCAUAACGUCAUCCCAUACCACCUGCGAUUGCAAACCCACGUUACACACAAUGACUGACACUGAAAUUCAACAAGGAGACAAAGUCUCAUGGAACUGGGGUUCAGGACAGCCCAGCGGCACCGUUGCCGAGGUCAAGGAGCAGGGCGAGCUUGCCAUUGAAUCCAACAAGGGCAACACGAUCAAGAAGAAUGCUGACCCUGAAAACCCUGCGGUUCACGUUGAGAGGUCAGGCAACGAUGUCGUGAAGCGUGCCUCCGAACUUCAGAUCAAUGAAAAGGCCGAUGGCGCCAACGGCGACUCCAAGCAGGAGGACAAGAAGGACGACGCCGAGAAGUCGGAAGAGAAGCCGGCUGAAUCAGACAAGAAGGAAGAUGACAAGCCGGCUGAAUCCGAAAAGAAGGAUGAGGAGAUGAAAGACGCACCUGACAGUGAGGAGAAGAAGGAAGAGGCUCACACUAACGGCGAAUCCACAAAGGAGGAGUCCGACGAGACAAAAGAAGACGCCAAGGACGAUGCAUCAAAGGAGAAAUCCGAUGAAAAGUCUGACGAAAAGUCAGAGGCUGACAAGGAAGAUGACCCAAAGACCGGCGACAAGCGCAAGGUCGAGGAGACUUCUGAGAAAACCAAUGGCACCGAUGCUAAUGCUGACGCUGAAGCUGAGAAGCCUGCUGAAAAGAAAGCAAAGACUGACGAAGCCGAUGGUGAAGGCGAAGCAAAGGAGGAGACCGAGACCAAAACACCUGCUAAGAAGCCUGGUCGUCCUAAGAAGGAGAAGAAAGAACCCGCAAAGAAGAAGGAGCCCAAGAAGGCCGCCACUGCCGAUGGUACGCCACGCCGAAGCGGCAGGAACAAGGCUUAAACAGCAAAACCCUUGCUGCGGCCCAUACUUCAGUAUCAACAAACGCACUCUCUCCUCGCAGUCUGAAGGGAGAUUCCAAGCACAAGUUUCUUGAUAUGCGCGUUGAGAUUUUGGAUACUGUCGGAUGUGGUGUUCCAUUGCGGUCAAUUGGUGAGCGAAAACAGACUGUAGCGUCAACUGAGAAAAACUAAAUGAAGUAACGGCAAUGGGAGGAAAUGGAUAUGGCAAUGGGAUGGUGGCGCUCUUGGAUCCGGUCUGUUUUUGUCUGCUAUCCUAGUGGCGCUUUUUUGUCCUCUUGUUGUACAAUAAAACUCUUAUCUACGGCUUUUUAUGGGAGGAUUGGACAAGGGAAAGCGUUUCCAAAGCUAAAAAGGUACAUCGAAUGCAUGCUAUGAAAUAC
Molecule: messenger RNA, 1426 nt
Organism: Bipolaris maydis ATCC 48331
Lineage: Eukaryota; Fungi; Ascomycota; Dothideomycetes; Pleosporales; Pleosporaceae
Source: RefSeq, a predicted model, not a curated record